Molecule: messenger RNA, 1018 nt
Organism: Loxodonta africana (African savanna elephant)
Lineage: Eukaryota; Metazoa; Chordata; Mammalia; Proboscidea; Elephantidae
Gene: FXYD5
Product: FXYD domain containing ion transport regulator 5
Exons: 9
Coding region: 16-750 (244 amino acids)
Biological process (GO): regulation of sodium ion transmembrane transporter activity
Cellular component (GO): membrane
Molecular function (GO): sodium channel regulator activity
Source: RefSeq, a predicted model, not a curated record
GAAACCCAAAAGGAAAUGACUGAGCCGGUCCGGGUCCCCGCCCGCCAGCGCUCCCCUGGCCACACCCUCCGCCUCAACGCUGCUACCUCGGCUGCCCUCUCCCUACGACACUGCCCAGCCGGCUCGCGACCCCCAGCUCUGACAUGUCACCCUCUGGUCGCCUGUGUCUCCUCAGUAUCCUUGGCCUGGUUUUCCCUACCAGAGGUAAGGCCCAGCCCUUGUCCGCCCUGCUCUCCGAGCCCCAAGCUGCGCCCUGAGUGUGCUGCUGGGUGGGCAGCUGGACAGGUGUUGGAGAAGACCACACCCAUUCCUCAAAUGGAACCAGACACUACGGACAGUCACGUCCUGACUCAAGUCACAGACACAGUCCACCCAGAACUCCAGUCUACCCCUCAGACCUCAACUCAAAAGACCGAUGAAACAACACAGAGCCAGACCAAGGCCCAGACCCGGCAACCGACGGUGAAGGAUGAGCUUCUAACAACAGAGGACCAGAUGGACGUGACGGGCAAGGAAGACACCACGCUCUCCAAGAGACGAUCCCCAAGCAAAGACAUCUGGACAGACUCCCCUACUCCCAGGACAGCUGGGUCGGGUGAGGUUACGGACAACCCCUUCUUCUAUGACGAGGACACCCUCCGGAAAAGGGGCCUGUUGAUUGCAGCUGUGUUGUUCAUCACUGGCAUCAUCAUCCUCACCAGUGGCAAAUAUAGACAGAUGUCCAAAUUCUGUCGGAAUUCUUGCAGGUGAGUCCAUCGGAAGUGGGUGCCGAUGGCCUAAUUGGCACCCCAACACCGAGCUCCCCCAACAGCUCACCGUGCCCAGCCUCCUCGCUCCCUUCAUAGAGCCUACAGAGUGGUCAGUGUAUGAAGCCCAGCAUAAAAGGGAAGACACAGAUGGUUCCAGAGCUGGGACUGACGUCCCCAAGCCCCCUGCCCACCCAGCACUGCUCUCCCUGGCACUACCCCCCAAGUUAUGCAUUCUGUUCAGAUCAAAAGUAAAGCACUGUGGUCCUUAA